GCUACGGCUCUACGGAUGUGUGUUGGGUGGGUGGGCCAUAGUUCAGUCGUUAGUUGCGUUGCAUUGCGUGCGGUCCGAGGCUCCGCUGCCAAUUUGGAAUCCGGUCUAGAAGCUAGUACUUUAUUCUGAGCAGCAGUGCGUCUUCGUUGCCAAAUCGAAGCCCAUCGAGAUGGAUACCCACAAGGAAGCGGAGGCGAACGAGAAGUUCAUAGUGAAGUAUCGCCAGCAUUAUUACGAUCUGUCCAGGUUUAUGCACAAGCAUCCGGGCGGCAUAAACACUUUGAAGGGUCUCAAUAGCGGGGACAUGACUGCUCGCUUCCUGAAGGCUCCGCCACAUUCGGAUGCAGCCAUGUACCUGAUGAGGGAGUACAAGAUCGAACCGGAGGACUCUCGAAAAACCAAGACAAGCCACAAAGAAGCUGAGCUUCAGAACGGAGAUGCAGACCUACGACAGCGGACGAGGGAAACCGAGGACAAGAACAACAACCAGGUGGACGAGAGCAUGGAGCACUUGGUGGACUGGUCCAAGGCAAUGCUUCCUCAGAUCGCCAACAUGACGGAUUGCUACGAUGAGUGGGUGCACAAGCCGGUGGACAGGCCACUGCGACUCUUUGGUCCUUGGUACUUGGAGAUGUGCACGAAGACGCCGUGGUGGUUGGUGCCCCUGUUCUGGAUUCCAGUCAUCAUCCGGUGUGCGUGGGAAGAGCUCGCCAGCAGUUGGCAGGAUAAGAACCAGCUCACGUCGUUCGUCGGCUACUUUUUGUUUGGAGUGCUCCUGUGGACCUUCCUGGAGUACACACUCCACCGCUGGGUGUUCCACGUCAAACUGAGCAGCAACAGCGGAAGUUGGAUAUGUACCUUCCACUUCAUGAUCCAUGGACUUCACCACAAGGUGCCCUUUGAUCCAAUGCGCUUGGUGUUUCCGCCUCUUCCGGGAGCACUGCUCGCCACGAUUAUAUACAUGCCACUCAGCUUCAUCCUCUUGAAUCCGCGAGUUGUCCUUUCCGGAGCUUUGACCGGGUAUCUGUGCUACGACAUGAUCCACUACUAUCUACACUACGGAAAUCCAACCACGCGUGCCUUUGUGCACAUGAAGCGAUAUCACCAGCACCACCAUUUCUCGCACCAAACCCUCGGUUACGGGAUCAGCAGUCCCUUGUGGGAUGUUGUCUUCAAGACGAGGAUACACCUUCGCAAACUGAGAUACCAAUUGCGCUGGUCCUAACCGCAAUCUAUUGCUAUCACACAGUGCUAUUAUAGAACAAAUUACACUCAGUUAAAAGUGCAACAGAGUUGCAGCCGGAACAAAAUUUGAAUUUGGAGAAUUCGGUGUAGGCUAAAUACUGAGAAUUAGGAUUAAGAAUAAAUUGUAAGAUUUCUAUUUAACAGGAAUAAAUGUCCAAUAAU
Drosophila takahashii is the source of this 1407-nucleotide messenger RNA. It is a transcript of the gene Fa2h, whose product is annotated as Fatty acid 2-hydroxylase. NCBI's taxonomy places the organism in Eukaryota, Metazoa, Arthropoda, Insecta, Diptera, Drosophilidae. Gene Ontology annotation, cellular component: membrane; endoplasmic reticulum. Gene Ontology annotation, biological process: fatty acid metabolic process; lipid biosynthetic process. The record is from RefSeq and is a predicted model, not a curated record. Gene Ontology annotation, molecular function: fatty acid 2-hydroxylase activity; iron ion binding; heme binding.